AUGACUCCGGAACUAGAACAAACCCUCGCCCUUCUUUCAUCUCAUCGAUCUGUGCUUGGGUACAUGCUACUAUCAAGAGGACAUCCAGCCAGCAUCAUACGGCAUUCUGGUGGUGUAUUCGAUGGUGAACAUGGUAAAAAGUAUGCAGGUGUAAUUGCGAGGAUUGUCGAAACAGUGCAGGCGGGAUUAGAGGAAAUAAACGGCGUUGAAAGCGAAGGGGACGAUGUCAAGUUCCUUCGAAUCCGAACAAAACGUCACGAGCUCAUGAUAUCGCCAGACGGCCGCUAUCUUUUAGCUGUACUGCAUGAACCUUCAUAA
Molecule: messenger RNA, 318 nt
Organism: Lentinula edodes (shiitake mushroom)
Lineage: Eukaryota; Fungi; Basidiomycota; Agaricomycetes; Agaricales; Omphalotaceae
Exons: 3
Coding region: 1-318 (105 amino acids)
Biological process (GO): microtubule-based movement
Cellular component (GO): cytoplasm; cytoplasmic dynein complex
Molecular function (GO): dynein intermediate chain binding
Source: RefSeq, a predicted model, not a curated record